Molecule: messenger RNA, 507 nt
Organism: Limulus polyphemus (Atlantic horseshoe crab)
Lineage: Eukaryota; Metazoa; Arthropoda; Merostomata; Xiphosura; Limulidae
Product: prodigiosin synthesizing transferase PigC-like
Exons: 5
Coding region: 82-507 (141 amino acids)
Biological process (GO): phosphorylation
Molecular function (GO): kinase activity; ATP binding
Source: RefSeq, a predicted model, not a curated record
UACAUAUACGUUACGGAAAUCUGCCAAAGGUGAUGUCAUUGUUCAUGACCAAAUCUAGGAACGAAAGAGACGAUAUUCAGAAUGUCAGAUGAGGGUGGAACUAAGGAAGAGACAGUAAGAGAGCAAGUAUCAAGUGCUUGGUGUCUUUCAAAGGAAGAAGUGGAGUCACUUGGUAAAGUCGGUAUCUUGGUGGAGUCGGCAUUUGGGUCUGCACGUGACAUUGAAUGGGCAAUCAAUAACGGCAAAAAUUUUCUCCUACAGGCUCGACCAAUAACUACCGAGGACAAACCUACUGAUUACGAGCUAGUGCACGGAUUAGAUAGUGGGUUGUUAACAGAAAAUGAAUAUUUAACUAUAGCGAACGUGGGGGAACGUGGACAGCUUUUGUCAUUGGCAUGUGUGAUCGUGGGUUCUCAAGUAUUUCAAGACAUUGCACACUUGCUUACCACUGAUGGGGUAAAACUUGUUGCAGACUUCUUUCUGGAUGGUCCUGAUGUUCCAAGUUGA